AUGGUGGCAUCCACUUCAUUGAAUGUGGUCCCAGAGGAUCCAACAGCAUAUAAAACAAAGGAAUACUGGGAACAACGUUAUCAACAAGAAUCGCCUGAUACCACCUUCGACUGGUUCAAAACUCAUGAAGAAUUAAAACCACUAUUUCAAGGCUGCAUUCCUCAUAAGGAUGCCUCCAUUCUUAUUCUCGGCUGUGGAAACUCCACUCUCGGUGAAGACAUGUACCGUGAUGGUUACAAAAACAUUACCAACAUUGACUACUCUGGCACUGUGAUUGAAAAUAUGAAAAAGCGAUGUGAGGAUAUGCCUGAUAUGAAGUGGUUGGAAAUGGAUAUUCGAGCGCUCGAGUUUGAAAAUGAAUCGUUUGACAUUAUUAUUGAUAAAGGUACGAUGGAUGCAUUGAUGUGUGAUCGUGGUGAUGUCUGGGAUCCUUCUGAAGAGUUGGUGGCCGAAGUGAAGAAAGAAGUGGACGAAGUAGAACGUGUCCUUAAAGUGGGAGGCAGCUUUAUCUACAUCACCUUUGGCCAGCCUCAUUUCCGUAAACGACAUCUUGUGCGCGACUGCUGGCAAGUGAAGACGCAAACCUUGGGCGAUGCAUUUCACUAUUUCUUCUAUUCCAUGCAAAAGGAGAAGCCAUCCACCCCCUCUUCUUAA
This is a messenger RNA of Radiomyces spectabilis, 654 nucleotides long. Its product is annotated as S-adenosyl-L-methionine-dependent methyltransferase. The record is from RefSeq and is a predicted model, not a curated record. Bases 1 to 654 code for a protein of 217 amino acids. Lineage: Eukaryota; Fungi; Mucoromycota; Mucoromycetes; Mucorales; Radiomycetaceae. The transcript is spliced from 5 exons.